AUGGCAACGUCCCCACAGAAGUCUCCUUCUUCCCCCAAGUCCCCCACCCCUAAAUCUCCUCCGUCCAGAAAGAAAGAUGACUCCUUUCUCGGCAAACUCGGCGGCACGCUGGCGAGGAGGAAAAAAGCCAAAGAAGUAUCUGAAUUACAGGAAGAAGGAAUAAAUGCCAUUAACUUACCUCUCAGUCCGAUUCCAUUUGAACUAGACCCUGAGGACACUAUGCUAGAGGAAAAUGAAGUCCGAACAAUGGUCGAUCCAAAUUCAAGAAAUGACCCAAAAUUACAAGAACUAAUGAAGGUAUUAAUUGACUGGAUUAAUGAUGUGUUGGUGGGGGAGAGGAUUAUUGUGAAAGAUUUGGCUGAAGACCUGUAUGAUGGACAAGUAUUGCAGAAAUUAUUUGAGAAACUUGAAAGUGAGAAGUUGAAUGUUGCUGAAGUUACUCAGUCUGAGAUUGCUCAGAAACAGAAGCUACAGACAGUGCUUGAAAAGAUCAAUGAAACACUCAAACUCCCUCCAAGAAGCAUUAAAUGGAACGUUGACUCUGUUCAUGCUAAAAGUCUUGUAGCCAUACUUCAUCUUCUGGUUGCAUUAUCACAGUAUUUUCGAGCUCCAAUCAGACUCCCAGAUCAUGUGUCCAUUCAAGUGGUUGUUGUGCAGAAACGAGAAGGAAUCCUUCAGUCUCGACAAAUCCAAGAGGAAAUAACUGGUAACACUGAGGCACUAUCAGGAAGGCAUGAAAGAGAUGCAUUUGACACCUUGUUUGAUCAUGCUCCAGACAAGCUCAAUGUAGUCAAAAAGACUCUCAUCACCUUUGUGAACAAGCAUCUAAAUAAACUGAAUUUGGAGGUCACUGAACUUGAGACCCAGUUUGCAGAUGGUGUGUACUUAGUGCUGCUAAUGGGUCUCCUAGAAGGCUAUUUCGUACCUCUGCACAGUUUUUUCUUGACUCCUGAUAGUUUUGAACAAAAGGUCCUCAAUGUAUCCUUUGCCUUUGAGCUAAUGCAAGAUGGUGGAUUGGAGAAACCAAAGCCAAGACCAGAAGAUAUUGUAAACUGUGACUUGAAGUCUACACUGAGAGUACUCUACAAUUUGUUUACCAAAUACAGGAAUGUGGAGUGAAGAAUUGAUUUAGGUCAUAAAAGAGUGUUAACAAUGAAAGCAUCAUAACAAGCAUAUUUUUCAUCAAUAUUCCUCUGCAUCUUUAUCCUAAAAGGAGUUAAACCACUUCUCUGAAGAAUUUUUAUUUCAUUGUUCUUGUACUGCUAUUUUCAUAGUAGAGUUAAAAUUAAUAGAAGGGGACAGCAGUGCUUGCAGCUACAUAGUUCAGUAAUACAAGUGGACCAGUGACUGCUGGAUAAGGUCCUCAUCUUCUUCGAUUGACUGUGGACCAAGUUCCUGAUUGGCAUUUCUCUGUAGCAUUAAAUCAACAUUUGGCCCUUUCUGUUUAUGGAGAGCUGCUUGGGAGUGGUUUACAUUCAGGCAGACCGCACUGACUGAGGUAAAUGCUAGUUGGUUAGUUCUUGUUCUUAGUUUCUUAAACUAUGUUUUUAAAUUAAUGUUUCAGAUAAAUUCAGCAGACACCUUACUGCAAGCUGCAGUGCUAUAAAGCAGAAUUGGUUUUAAAAGCAAUGUGGUUUAUUUCAUUAGAGAAAGAUAUGAGUGAGAUAUUUAAUAUACUAGAUACUAAUUCGAGGUCUAGUCUUUGUUAUUCUUGUUGGCCUGUCAAAACAGCCUUCAUGAGUGGCCUGUGUGUGCCAAGCACCAAAGAGAGAGCUGCCACAAAGACCUCUUGCAAGAUGUUCUACACAGUUACCUAAUUAGUAUAGUUUUUUUCUUUGCAGAUAAAGUACAAUUAAAGGCUAAAGAAAUUAAUUGAGUAAUUAAAGUAAGAUAUUUUGUUUUGAUGUAUUGCAUGAAAAGUGGAGAUAGCAGCACCAAAAUUAUGCAUACCUCAUCAUCCACGGGUUUUCCAAAGAGAUUUUGAGUCAUUUAACAUUUACUGUUUUAAUGUAUCUUGACAAUAUUGUCUGCGUGCCUACUUGCUUCUGCAACAAUGAGACUUUUUUCUGUCUGAUGGUUUAAUACUACAAACUUUGCAACAAUGUUAAUGUUAGUGAAUUAUUUGGUUCCCAUUUCAAUAUCAAACUAAUUGAGAAAAAAAGAAUAUUUGCAAAAUGUGAUUCUUAAGUAUCUGAAAAUAAGGGUUUGUUUACCUCAAGCUGCGUUGCCUUCAGCUUGCAAAUAUAUUUUGUACCUGUAAGUCAGAGACAUUGCUAUUGCUGACAAUUUUCCUUUGCUUUUUCUGAAACCUUUGUUAUGAUUCACAAUAAAAUUUGCACCUGAAAAUCAA
Pogoniulus pusillus (Red-fronted tinkerbird) is the source of this 2350-nucleotide messenger RNA. It is a transcript of the gene PARVA, whose product is annotated as parvin alpha. Gene Ontology annotation, cellular component: actin cytoskeleton; focal adhesion; cytoplasm. The record is from RefSeq and is a predicted model, not a curated record. Lineage: Eukaryota; Metazoa; Chordata; Aves; Piciformes; Lybiidae. Gene Ontology annotation, biological process: actin cytoskeleton organization; establishment or maintenance of cell polarity; cilium assembly. The transcript is spliced from 14 exons. Gene Ontology annotation, molecular function: actin binding. The coding region runs from base 1 to 1119 and encodes 372 amino acids.